Messenger RNA from Saimiri boliviensis boliviensis (Bolivian squirrel monkey), 710 nucleotides. The record is from RefSeq and is a predicted model, not a curated record. NCBI's taxonomy places the organism in Eukaryota, Metazoa, Chordata, Mammalia, Primates, Cebidae.
GCUAGAGCUGCAGGCGCGCAGGGCCGAAGACGCCGCAGACCCGCAACCCGGAGCAGCUCGGAGGCGGUGAAUAAUAGCUCUUCAAGUCUGCAAUAAAAAAUGGCCUCCAAUAAAACUACAUUGCAAAAAAUGGGAAAGAAACAGAAUGGAAAGAGUAAAAAAGUUGAAGAGGCAGAGCCUGAAGAAUUUGUGGUGGAAAAAGUACUAGAUCGACGUGUAGUAAAUGGGAAAGUGGAGUAUUUCCUGAAGUGGAAGGGAUUUACAGAUGCUGACAAUACUUGGGAACCUGAAGAAAAUUUAGAGUGUCCAGAGUUGAUUGAAGCAUUUCUUAAUUCUCAAAAAGCUGGCAAAGAAAAAGAUGGUACAAAAAGAAAAUCAUUAUCUGACAGUGAAUCUGAUGACAGCAAAUCAAAGAAGAAAAGAGAUGCUGCUGACAAACCAAGAGGAUUCGCCAGAGGUCUUGAUCCUGAAAGAAUAAUCGGUGCCACAGACAGCAGUGGAGAGUUGAUGCUUCUCAUGAAAUGGAAAGAUUCAGAUGAGGCAGACUUGGUGCUGGAGAAAGAGGCAAAUAUGAAGUGUCCUCAAAUUGUAAUUGCUUUUUAUGAAGAAAGACUAACUUGGCAUUCUUGUCCAGAAGAUGAAGCUCAAUAAUUGUUCACUUUUUUAUAUAUAUAUUUAUAUAUAUAUAUAUUAUAUAUAUAUGUAUAUAU